GUUUGGCUGUCUGUAACUCUGUCCAGAAGCUUCCCCCCAACCCAACCCCAGAGCUCUUUUUGGAAAAUUCCCUAGAAGAGCUGAAUUGUAAGCACGUUUAAGCAGAAAGGAAACAUGUCGGUGGAAAGACCAAUCUCCCUGAAUAUUGACCCCCAGGAUCUGCAGGUCCAAACAUUUACUGUAGAGAAGCUACUGGAACCUCUCAUAAUCCAGGUUACCACACUUGUCAAUUGUCCACAGAAUCCUUCCAACAGGAAAAAAGGACGUUCAAAAAGAGCCAGAGUCCUUCUAGCCUCUGUGGAGGAAGCAACUUGGAAUUUGUUAGAUAAGGGACAGAAGAUUGCUCAGGAAGCCACCGUUUUAAAGGAAGAGCUUACCACUGCGCUGGAGGUAGUUCGCAAAGAGAGUGAAGCCCUGAAGUUAUCAGCUGAGAGAUUUACGGAUGACCCCUGUUACCUCCCCAAGAGGGAGGCUGUGGUUCAAGCCGCCCGCGCCUUGCUGGCAGCAGUUACCCGACUCCUCAUCCUUGCAGACAUGAUUGAUGUCAUGUGUCUCCUGCAGCACGUGUCAGCGUUUCAAAGAACAUUCGAGUCUCUUAAAAAUGUUUCCAACAAGUCUGACCUUCAGAAAACCUACCAGAAGCUUGGGAAGGAGCUGGAAAAUCUGGAUUACUUAGCCUUCAAACGCCAGCAGGACUUAAAAUCUCCAAGUCAGAGGGAUGAAAUUGCAGGAGCCCGUGCCACAUUGAAGGAGAACUCCCCACUCUUGCAUUCAAUUUGUUCGGCUUGUUUGGAACAUUCUGAUGUUGCUUCCCUCAAAGCCAGCAAGGACAUAGUGUGCGAUGAAAUUCAGAAUGCCCUCAAUGUCAUCUCAAAUGCGUCCCAAGGCAUCCAGAAUGCUCCCACCCCAGCUGAGCCUCAGGCAGCAACCCUGGGAAGUGCGCUGGAUGAGCUGGAGAAUUUAAUUGUCCUGAAUCCACUCACAGUGACUGAGGAUGAAAUGAGACCCUCACUAGAGAAACGCCUUGAAGCCAUUAUCAGUGGUGCAGCUCUGCUGGCAGACUCUUCUUGCACGAGGGACUUCCACCGGGAGCGGAUUAUCGCUGAGUGCAAUGCCAUUCGCCAGGCUCUUCAGGACCUGCUGUCAGAGUACAUGAACAACACUGGGAGAAAGGACAGGAGUAAUACCCUGAAUCUCGCUAUAGACAACAUGUGCAAGAAGACAAGAGACCUGCGCAGACAGCUCCGAAAGGCUAUUAUAGAUCAUGUCUCGGACUCUUUCUUGGAUACAACAGUUCCACUUUUGGUUCUCAUUGAAGCUGCUAGGAAUGGCCGGGAAAAGGAAAUAAAAGAAUAUGCCGCAAUAUUUCAUGAACAUACCAGCAGGCUUGUGGAGGUAGCAAACCUUGCUUGCUCAAUGUCCACAAAUGAAGAUGGAGUUAAAAUAGUCAGAACUGCAGCCAAUCACCUCGAAACCUUGUGCCCACAGAUUAUUAGUGCUGCGCUUGCUUUGGCGGCAAGGCCCAAAAGUCAGAUGGUCAAAAACACCAUGGAGAUGUAUAAGCGCACGUGGGAGAAUUCCAUCCAUGUUCUCACAGAAGCUGUGGACGAUAUCACACGCAUUGAUGACUUCCUUGCUGUCUCUGAAAGCCACAUCCUGGAAGAUGUCAACAAGUGCAUCAUUGCCCUGAGAGACCACGAUGCUGAUAAUUUAGACCGAGCUGCAGGUGCUAUCCGAGGACGGGCCGCCAGAGUCGCUCACAUUGUCACAGGUGAAAUGGACAGCUAUGAACCAGGCGCCUACACGGAAGGUGUAAUGAGAAAUGUCAACCUCCUUACAAGCACCGUCAUCCCAGAGUUUGUGACACAAGUGAACGUUGCCUUGGAAGCCUUAAGCAAGAACUCAUUGAGCGAGUUUUAUGAUAAUCAGUUUGUGGAUGUCUCAAAGAAGAUCUACGAUACCAUUCAUGAUAUCCGUUGUUCCGUCAUGAUGAUCCGGACCCCGGAGGAACUAGAGGAUGUUUCUGACCUUGAGGAUGAUCAUGAGGUCCGCAGUCACACCAGCGUGCAGACAGAAGGGAAAACAGACCGGGCUAAGAUGACUCAACUGCCUGAGGCAGAAAAAGAAAAGAUCGCCGAGCAGGUUGCUGAUUUCAAGAAGGUGAAGAGCAAGCUGGAUGCUGAGAUUGAGAUAUGGGACGACACAAGCAACGACAUCAUUGUUCUCGCCAAGAAGAUGUGUAUGAUCAUGAUGGAGAUGACAGACUUCACGAGGGGCAAAGGGCCACUAAAACACACCACUGAUGUGAUCUAUGCGGCUAAAAUGAUAUCAGAAUCCGGCUCAAGGAUGGAUGUCCUUGCCCGGCAGAUUGCUAACCAGUGUCCAGAUCUAUCAUGCAAGCAGGACUUGCUGGCUUAUCUAGAGCAGAUUAAGUUCUACUCCCACCAACUGAAAAUCUGCAGUCAAGUGAAAGCUGAGAUCCAGAGCCUCGGGGGAGAGCUCAUCAUGUCAGCCUUGGACAGUGUCACCUCCCUGAUCCAAGCAGCCAAAAAUUUAAUGAAUGCUGUAGUACACACAGUGAAAAUGUCAUACAUUGCCUCGACCAAGAUCAUCCGAAUCCAGAGUCCUACCGGGCCCCGGCACCCUGUGGUCAUGUGGAGAAUGAAGGCUCCAGCAAAGAAACCCUUGAUUAAAAGAGAGAAGCCCGAAGAAGCCUUUGCAGCCAUCAGACGGGGCUCCACAAAGAAGAAAAUCCAUCCAGUACAAGUGAUGAGUGAAUUUAGAGGAAGACAAAUCUACUGAACCCCUAUUCUGUUCUAAAGCCCAUAUUGUAAUAUCCUGCCUGAAACAUGGCUUUAUUAUAUACUUGAUUAGUUCUGCUAUUUCCCUAAGUUUUAGAGUUUAACUCACAAAUAACCCAAAACAGAGGAGGUCAAACCAAUGCAAGCAACGUGCAUUUGGAAUCACGUCUUUACCAUCUCAGUCUACAUACACGUAAUGAGAAAUCAUCAGGCAGUAUCCAGUGAGUCCCCCCCGCCAUGUCAAUUAGCUUGUCCCAUCACAGGGAAUGUCUUAUGUUCCUGACAAAUGAACGCAGUGAGGCAACAGUGGAUACUGUUGAACCUCACUGGUAAGUACAGUCACUCCUCAUUGUGAGUAAAAACAAUAACAUGAGCUUCUAGGCUUGUGUUUCAAUGGAAACUGAUGAGUUUAGUAACUGUUUGCAUCCUCUAUAUUUUUUACCCAACAUAACUUGGCAUCUAACUAGCGAAAAAAUGUGUGAUGCUUGCUUUAGAGAAGAGCUUAACGUUGUCAACAUUUAGCCAAAACUAACCAAAAAUGAGUACUACUAAAUGGAAUUUGAAGGUCACCUCGUUGCUCACAGUUUUGUAUUGGUGACAUAAAGGUAGCUGUGCUGCUGGCUCCCCUGUGUUCAGCAGUGCUGGGCCCAUCAGGGAAAACCCAUAGCAGAGUUAUGGAGCCACUGGCAAGUGCUCUGCCAUCUUACUCUAUCAGGGAAAACCCAUAGCAGAGUUAUGGAGCCACUGGCAAGUGCUCUACCAUCUUACUCUAUCAGGGAAAACCCAUAGCAGAGUUAUGGAGCCAUUGGCAAGUGCUCUACCAUCUUACACUAUGCCAGCUCUCCUGGUGGUGAAAUGAAAAUUGAAUUAUAUCCCAAAGUAAACCUAUGGUGACAAAAGUAAAAUGAUUCCUACAUGACUCCUAACAAUCUUCUCUUCUCCAUUUGUAGUUGUAAUUAAAGGGAAAGGCCAGCAUGAAAACCUUUUGGCACUGUGUAAAAUGUAACUGAAUUGUACUACUGAAGUAUGAAGCAGAGUUAAUGGCAAUGAAGAAGGUGCAAUGAUUUUAAUGAUGCUCUUUUAAAUAAAAGUCAGUGGGGUCAUUUAAUAUGUUGAGUAACUGUGCUCAUCCAGAGUUGAGUUCAUAAUGGACUCCCUAACAGUCUGAAUGGGUGUACAAGUCAGUCUCUGUCUCCCUCCCUCUCUCCCCCUCUCUCUCCUUCCUCUCAGUGAUCAGUUAUUUUAACAAUUGUUUCACUUUAGAAUGAGAAAAUAAAUGUUUUUACAUAUAACACCAAUUAAUGUUAAGCAUGAAACAUAAGGAAGGUCAAAGGCUGGAAGCAUGGUGUGUACUCUAUCUGAAGACAGAUGGGGAAGGAGAGACUUAACAGGUCAUUUCUAGUUAGGGAAUGCUAACUUUGUUUUAUUGUAAUGAAUUAUUUUGUUUUGUCUACCAUGAUGGAUUUCCAGGGCUCUUUUGUUUUAUUUUGUAAAUUAGUUUUAAUAUCUAUUUAUUUAUUUGGGGAGAGAGUGAGAGAGAGACAAUGGACGUGCCGACGCCUUCUGCCACUGAGAUCAAACUCCAGAUAUGUGUGCCAUUUUUAGUAUGUGGCUUUACAUAGGUGGUAGGGCACCAAAUCUAGGACUUUAGACUUUGCAACAAGUGCCUUUAACUGCUGAGUCAGUUCUACAGUUUGCAUAUAUAAAAUUCAUACAAGCUAAGGGAAAUGAAUUCCUCAAACCUCUUUCUCUUGCUCUGAGGGCUUUCCCACCAUAAUUAUUCUGGAAAGAGUAUACUCCCUUGAAGAGAAGUCAACAAAAACAAAAAAAAAAAAAAUGGGAAUUAUGCAGUUCAGAGUUCAAAUGAUUAUAGUUUUCAGGAGUAUUUAGAUACUUGAGACAAACAGGGGGAAGCUUGGUACAGUAGUCAGGACAGCUUUCUCUCAGGUACCCGUGAAAAUUCAUAUAUUGUUGAGAAUGGGUUUCCUUUAAAUAUGUCACUAGCUAUAUAUACUAUCUCCUGAAGUGGCAUGCUUUAGGAUCUUGGGACUAAUUUAGAUAAUUUAGUGUCCAUUUGAAACUAUAUAAACUUUUUACAUGUUGGAGUUCAGAAUGCAGUAUUGGGAGAGAAAGGGACAAAAACAAUUUUUCAUGUUACUGCUACUUUACCCAGAAUGGAAUGCUAACAGACCUUUUCAUGCAUAUAGGUCAAGUUCUGACUAAUCUUUAAACAAACUAUCAUUUACUGGGCAU
This is a messenger RNA of Jaculus jaculus (lesser Egyptian jerboa), 5054 nucleotides long. It is a transcript of the gene Ctnna3, whose product is annotated as catenin alpha 3. The transcript has 18 exons. Gene Ontology annotation, biological process: cell-cell adhesion; cell migration. NCBI's taxonomy places the organism in Eukaryota, Metazoa, Chordata, Mammalia, Rodentia, Dipodidae. Gene Ontology annotation, cellular component: adherens junction; fascia adherens. Bases 115 to 2802 code for a protein of 895 amino acids. Gene Ontology annotation, molecular function: cadherin binding; actin filament binding; beta-catenin binding. The record is from RefSeq and is a predicted model, not a curated record.